AUGCGUGUAAUUCUUCUAUUUAUUAUAGGCCUAGCCUCUGUAUCAGCCACACCGGUGUCCGGCAGGAUAGUGGGUGGGUCGACCGUCUCCAUCGAUCACUACCCCAUGGCAGCUGCCAUGCUAUUCUCUCGAGGUGGAGUCACUGAUUUUGUUCAGACCUGCGGUGGUUCAAUCAUUACAAGCAGAACUAUACUCUCUGCGUCUCAUUGUUACCGCGGUUUCCCUGCGGUGAGGUGGCGCGCUCGCGUAGGCUCUACGUAUGCUCACAGCGGCGGUAUCGUCCACAACACAGCCCGGAUCUAUCAUCAUCCUGACUUCCAAUCCCUCAUUAUUGAUAAUAACGUAGCGGUUCUCCACAUGGCAGUACAUUUCACUUUCACCAACACCGUACAGCAAGGAGCUCUCGCUGGCGCCAACUACAAUCUAGCUGAUAAUCAAGUUGUUUGGGCUAUCGGCUGGGGACACACUAGUUUUGGUGGCCAGCCAUCUGAAGAACUUCAACACGUUCAAGUGUGGACGAUCAACCAAGAGACUUGCAGGCAGCGCUAUGCAUUGGUGUCACGUCCUAUCACUGACAGCAGUCUGUGCUCCGGCUGGCUUAACGUCGGAGGUCGCGACCAGUGCCAGGGUGACUCCGGCAGCCCUCUGUUGCACAAUGACGUCAUCGUCGGCGUCAGUUCGUUUGGAGUAGACUGCGGUUCGCCCGUGUUCCCGGGCGUCAACGCUCGCGUCAGCCGAUUAAUUGAUUGGAUUGUGGAGCGUGCUUAAUCUUAC
Molecule: messenger RNA, 774 nt
Organism: Bicyclus anynana (squinting bush brown)
Lineage: Eukaryota; Metazoa; Arthropoda; Insecta; Lepidoptera; Nymphalidae
Product: trypsin, alkaline B-like
Exons: 4
Coding region: 1-768 (255 amino acids)
Biological process (GO): proteolysis
Molecular function (GO): serine-type endopeptidase activity
Source: RefSeq, a predicted model, not a curated record